AUGAGUGUUGUAACUUGGAAUGUUAGAGGGAUGAAUAAAACGUAUAAGCAGAAAGAAGUAAAGGAGUUUGUUAGAAUAAAUAAUAAAGCUGUAAUAGCUAUAGUAGAGCACAGAGUUAAAGACUUGAAAGCCAAUGAAAUAAUCAAAAAGAUAGCUCCAGGAUGGGAAUGGGUCUCUAAUGCUAGAACAGGACAAAAAGGAAGAAUAUGGGUAGUAUGGGAUCCUAGAAUAUACAUCUUUGAUCCUAGGGAAAUUGAUGAACAGCUUAUUCAUGGGCAGAUUAGCAUGAAGUCAAAGCCAGUUAAGUUUGGGUUCACAGCAGUAUAUGGGCUACAUACCAUCAAAGAUAGGAAACCUUUGUGGGAUAAGCUGAGGCAGAUUAAUAGCAAUCAACAACGUCCCUGGCUGGCAAUGGGUGAUUUUAAUGCAGUACUUCAUGUAACAGAUAGACAGCAUGGAUCAGAAGUGCAGGACAUGAAAGUGAAAGACUUCAAGGAGUACAUGAUGGAUACAGGUAUGAAUGAAUUACAAUCUGUAUUAGAGCCACUAAUAUCUGACCAUUCUCCUCUGAAGCUGAUGAUCACACAGGGGCAUACAAAGAAAAGCAGACCAUUCAGAUUCGUUAACUGUAUUGAUGAUCAUCCUCUCUUUAUCCAACAAGUUGAAAAGGCUUGGAAGGAGGGAAAGGAAGCUGGUAAAAUGCAAACAGUCUGGCAUAAACUAAAGAGAACUAAGAAGCUUGUCAAGGAUCUAAAUACAAAGCAUUACAAAGGACUGGAAGGAAAAAUUAAAGAGGCAAGGAAAGAGUUGCAAACAAUACAGGAAGACAUGAGCAAUAGAAUGCAAGACACUGAGCUAAUUGAGAAAGAGAAGAUACUGAAGCAGGAAUUAGAAAAGUGGGUGCAGAUUGAGGAAAGUGUCUACAAACAGAAAUCAAGGGUGCAAUGGCUGAAACUGGGAGACUCCAAUUCAGGAUACUUCUUUGCACAGAUGAAGCAUAGGAACAGUACAAAUGGAAUUCAAAUUCUAACAGAUGAUAUGGGAAGGCAGUUAGUUCUAGAUGAUGAAAUAGAGGCAGAAGUCCUUGGUUACUACAGGAAACUACUAGGGUCAAAAGAUGAUUCCAUUCCAGCUAUCAAUCCUAAUGUAAUCAAAAUGGGAACUACAUUAAGUAGAGAACAACAAAUGCACCUGAUCAGACAAGUCACUAAGGAAGAAAUAGGAGAGGCAUUGAAAGAGAUUAAUGAUCUGAAGGCUCUAGGAUAUGAUGGAUUCAAUGCAGUAUUUUUCAAAAAGGCAUGGGUAGUAUAG
This is a messenger RNA of Nicotiana attenuata, 1311 nucleotides long. RefSeq lists its product as uncharacterized. NCBI's taxonomy places the organism in Eukaryota, Viridiplantae, Streptophyta, Magnoliopsida, Solanales, Solanaceae. Bases 1 to 1311 code for a protein of 436 amino acids. The record is from RefSeq and is a predicted model, not a curated record. The transcript is spliced from 2 exons. Gene Ontology annotation, molecular function: catalytic activity.